Prorocentrum cordatum is the source of this 2172-nucleotide messenger RNA. Lineage: Eukaryota; Dinophyceae; Prorocentrales; Prorocentraceae. The record is from the annotation of a GenBank genome assembly.
AUGGACUCCAUCACGCGCUUGACCGAGGAGCCUAGGAGCGGAAGUCGCGGUGGCCGCCCGAUAGCAGCGGACCCCUUCCCCGAGGCGGGCACCGUUACACAGCUGUUGCUAAAGGCGUUCAUAGUUGGCGGCGUUCCGUUUCGAUUCUUGGAGAACCCGUACUUGGCGCUGCAGCUCCUGAACCAGCAGUACCAGGUCCCGUCGCGGAAGGUGCUGGUCAGGGGCAUAGACCCGUUGCACGCGGAGAUCGACGCACUGAAGCGGCGCUUGGUCAACCACAAGGACGGGAGCAUCAGCACUGACGGCGCAACAAUGCACGGCAACACCUCUUUCCGGAAUUGCUUCUUCGUCACCGAGCCAGAGGCGCACGCCGUUCACAUUGCGACCGUCGACCUGCAGGAAAGAAGCAAGGAAGCCACCGCUCUGACGGCGGAGUUGGAAACCUGGGCCAAGCGAGUCCAGGACAUGGGGGGCGUCGUGCACGGUGCGACCACGGACAAUGCGUCUGCUGAGGUGCUUAGCGCGGCCCAAGUGGAGGCGAGUCCUGGCGGGGCGUGGUUCCCGCACGUGGGGUGCAAGGAGCACGCCUGCGAGCUGCUCCUUGAGGACAUAUUGGGGACAUCGAAGAAGCCGGCCCCAGCUGAGCUACGCAAGGUCGUGGAGCCGAUCGAGCAAGCUCUGGAGAUCUCCCAAUAUUUCCUGUUGCGGCCACGUCUCAAGGCCCUCCACUUUCGCGGGAUGCAAGAGGCAGCUGCGUUUCGUGAUCUUCCAGCGCACCAUCGGAGUCGGUAUUACCUCCACCACAAGGCGAAGGUCCACGCCUCCAAGGUGCUCGUCGCGAACCGGGUCAUGGAUAUCCAGGACAUCACGCGGUAUCUCUGCAGGCACCGGCUUUUCAUGCAACGAGCUUCGCAGGGCGAUAGGGCCCGAGGCGAGGAGAAUGCCGCGCUUCUGCACGGCGACAAUGGAAGAUUCGAUCAGCGUCUGGCUUCAUCCUUGAAGGUUCUGAACCCGAUUCUGGUGUGCUUGCGCAAGCUGGACUGCACGAGUUCGCUGCUCUGCACGGUGCUGAGCUGCUGGCACGACAUGGAGGUGAGCGCGGGGGCAGCGUUCCAGCAGUUAGUCCCACACGUUCCACAGCAUGUAGAUUUCUUCGAGGCCGUACUCAUGGGCCGGCGUGACAAGCACAUCGGCGACCUGGAACGAGUGGCUUACUUGCCGCAGCCCAAGGUGAUCAAAGCCUCGACGCUGGAGACAUUCACGGCAGAGGAGCAAACGCGCCUGCAGAGAGUGUUCGCGCGAGCCCGCCUGCCCCCCGCGGACGGCCUCAAGGAGCGCCAGGAGUUGAUAUCCAAGUCAGGGCCGUAUGCGGCUGUAUCCGGAGGCGGCGAAAAGUCCGUGGUGUGGCAGAAUGUUGCUCGCAUGAGGCCUCUGUCAUGGUUCCAGCUCCACGUGAAGAAGGAGAUGUCCCCGGUGCUCCUUGCCCUGGCCAAGCCCCUGUUGACCAUGAAGUCCUCACAGGCGGUUUCCGAGAGAGGUUGGAGCGCCCUUGACUGGCUAUCCGGAUCCAGGAGAAAGCGUCUCGGCGCGCCCUGUCUGCUGCGCAUGGUCGACAUUGCUUGGUGGCUGAACAAGACGCAUGCCCGCGCGUCGGCAUUUUGCGACGCGAGCUCCACGGACGACGAGGAUUUGUCGGAGAGCCCCGAGGAACAAGAGGCCCAGGAGGCGGAGACAGCGGAUCUACUGGGGGAAGCAGAGCAGCCGGCAGCGCAAGCAGCGCUGGCUGACGCGCACGCAGCAGCCGCUCGCGUCUACACCGACACGUUGAUCCGGGCGAGGGAACGCUUGGCCCUCGCUGGGGGCAGCCAGAAGCUCAGUGCACCUCUGGCGCGGCCGUGGCUGCUGGAACUCCUGGCCUGCGUCGUGACGAGGCGCACGCUGAUCCAUUCCAAGAUCGUGCCCGCGGUGGCGCCCUACACGUCGCAUGAUGACGUCGACAUCAGGGUCCUAGCAAGCCGGAUCAAAGCGGCAUGGAGGGAGAUUUACGGAGGCCGGACGCAGGGGCGGACGGCGUUAGAAGUCGAGAAACUAGUCGAGAAGCCGCCUGAGGCCGCGGAAGCGCCACGGGGAGAUUCCAGGCGAAUCGCGAGGGACGACGCCUUCGACGACUAG